UGAUUUUCUUGUGGAGAAGCUAGCCCCCCCCCCCCCCCCCCCCAUCUGGUAGGGGUAUGAGAUUGGGUUCAGAUUCAAGCUGGAUCUAUACAGUUUUGCCGUUUGCAGCACAGCUAGCCAAAGUCUGCGCUGCGGAGAUACCCCUCCUAACCACCCUAAUGGGGAAAAAUGCUCACACGACAGCAACACAGAAUUAAGAGGCAGUGCAUCGCCAAGUCUCUACCAAUUUUUGUGAGGUUGAGUGACACGGCGAGUGCUACUUUUUAUAGGAGCCUUGGAUUAUAUCGUCUUCGUUAAAGCAGAGAACAGCUCAUGAAUGCUGUCCGCCUCUACAAUCCAUGUACCGAUGGAUUGCUCUCCACUACCACCUCAAUACUGAUAAGAGAUGGCUCAGGCAAGCAAUCCUGUAACUUUGCUGAAGACUUUAAGGGUUUCGUCACCUAUGUGGUCAAAAGUGGAUACUGACACAUGUGAACUGCUCCAGUACUACUUUGGAUUAUAUACCGUGUUAAAAUGCCAGGUGAUGGGUCCCACUUAUGUUGAUGUUGAGUUCCAGACCUUUGAGAUAGCAAAUGGUUUCAAGAACUGUGGUAUGUGGCCAAACCUCAAAAUGGACUGGGCACCCAAGAACAUCUCUGAAGUUACCAUAAUCCCAGGGCGUGUCACUACCUGCAUGCCAGGCCGAGUCACUACCCGCAUGCCAGGCCGAGAUCUUCCUAUGAGCAGCACUCAGAGCUGUGUUCUGUUACCAGCGACAAACCCAUUCCCAACAGAGUGGACAACUAAUGCACAAGGCGAAGCCGUCGUCCCACACUUCCCCGAUGAUGUUUAUCCAAGCUGUCCAUCGCCUGCACCGUUUCCCACCCCCACCGGACAACAGGUUUGGUUGGGACCUGCGUGGCCUGCUUACAGAUUCAAGUGAUGGGAACCCUGAAUAUCAUUAAUGGCAGAUGUUGUUUUUGUAUUUUGCGGGAAGCCAUGAGGCAGCAGACCUUAAAACCAUUAACAUAGAGGGCAGGAAGCCACGCGGCAGUAAACCUCAGUGAGGAAGUUGGUGGCAGUAAAUCUUAAAACCAUCGUCAUAGAGAGAAAGCUGAGUGGCAGUUUUAUUUAUUUUCUAUGGCGUGAGGCAGUAGAGGAACCGGCAGAUUGAGAUAUAAUUUGUGAUUCAGUUAGUUGAAAAUAUCCAAUAUGAUUCUUAUCUGUCAAGGUAUAAUUCUUCUUUCAUGUACUUAUUUGCAUGUGAAACGUGGGAGA
This is a messenger RNA of Lolium perenne, 1257 nucleotides long. The record is from RefSeq and is a predicted model, not a curated record. NCBI's taxonomy places the organism in Eukaryota, Viridiplantae, Streptophyta, Magnoliopsida, Poales, Poaceae.